GCGACUUGUGGCGCGCUCCUCUACUCGCAGCUCGAGCUUCGUUGACAGGCUCACUUCUAAACGCUGCCUUAAAGAGAGGCAACGUAUCGGUAACCGCUAAGUGGAAACUUCACCGGGAUACUUCACUGACAGGUCACACGUUUACUCUCCGGUCAUUAGACUUUCCGUUGAUUUAUCCUACAUUUCUCGCUGAAGCGUCCGUUCAAUAGAUCUAGAAUAGAAAUACAACUGUCUUGGACUCUGGCUUGGGGGUGUUGUAGGCUCGUGGCGUUAACAGGUAGAAGAGGUAAGCUUGUGUUCACGUUCUUUGCCAGUAAGGGAAGCGCGAGGCGGAUUGUUCUUGCACUCCACAGACAGGCAACGAGAAAGGAAGAGUAGAUGCUGCACGUGCAGUAGCUAAUGGGGAUCCUAAUAAACUAAUCUAAACAGGUAGCCUACAUUCUCACCAACAUCAAUUUCCAGGUCAUAUUACCUCCGCGCAUCUGAUUGACUUUUGAAGGACGUUUGAUUGGUUGAUGUAAUGCCCAUAUAUAUCAUCGAUCGAAAAUUUUCAGAGAUUCCUGGUGAGGCGUUACAGCCAGCAGCUGAAGGAGUGUUGAGCAUGGUGGAGACCGUCCCCCCUAAAUGCAAGAAGCCCCGCUGGACCUCUCUGGAGAUCGGCCUGCUCACCAUCGUCUCCCUCCUCUUCAUCGUAAUAUUGGCCCUCAUCGUCCUCUUCGCCACAAAGAGGACUGACAGUGAUGGUGUCUGCACCACGGCGGACUGCACUCAGGCAGCGUCUCGUCUGAUAGAGAACAUGGAUGCCAAUGUGGACCCGUGUGACAACUUCUACCAGUACGCCUGUGGAGGCUGGUUGAAGAAGAACAUCAUCCCAGAGACCAGCUCCCGAUACAGCACCUUCGACAUCCUACGAGACGAACUGGAGGUGGUCCUGAAAGAUGUUUUGGAGAAAAGCGUGGAGGGGGAGGCCAGUGCCCUCACUAAAGCCAAGACCCUCUACAGAUCCUGCACCAAUGASAGUCAGAUUGAGAAAAGGGGCGGAGCUCCUUUACUAGACAUGCUCCCUAAUGUAUUUGAGUGGCCAAUAGCAACAGACAACUGGGAGAGAGACUAUGGUGAAAGAUGGAAGUUGGAGGAUGCCAUUGCCAGACUAAAUGAGAAAUACGGAACUCAUGUCUUGGUUAACUUUUUUAUCGGCACUGAUGACAAAGACUCCAAUUCACACAUCAUUCAUUUUGACCAGCAAACCAGCCUUGGCCUCUUAUCCAGAGAUCACUAUAGCUGUACUGGGUCCUAUGCAGAGCCAUGUAGAGCAUACAAGCAGUUCAUGAUAGACGUGGCCAAGCUGAUCCGCACCGACCGCAGCCUGGUGGUCAACGAGACCCAGAUCAGAGAYGAGGUCACCAGGGUCAUUGAGCUGGAGAAGGACAUCGCCAAUGCCACUGAUACUCCAGAGGACCGUAACAACCCAGUUCUCCUCUACAACAACAUGGAGCUGGGUGUUCUCAAUGCUAACUUCAGCCUGGAGGUCGACACACAAGUGUUUAACUGGAGUGACUUCACCAGGAAGAUCAUGGGGACGGUCGGCAUCACUGUGCUUGACACAGAGCGUGUCAUCAACUACGCACCUAACUACUACAGACGACUCAACCCCGUCCUAGCCAAGUACACUAAGAGAGACCUGCAGAAUUACAUGGUGUGGCGUUUUGUCAUGAACAUGGUGGUGGGUCUGAGCAGGCAGUACAGGGACACCAGGAAAGCCUUCCGCAAGGCGCUGUACGGUACCACGUCGGAGGCAGCGGUGUGGCGGCAGUGUGCCAUCUACGUCAACAACAAUAUGGACAACGCAGUAGGAAGACUGUACGUAGAGGAGGCCUUCUCUGGGGAGAGCAAAGAACUGUGUUUCCAGCAGGCAUCUACAGCCUCGUUCUUCGUAAAGGCAGACCAAGUCUUGAUUUUUGGCGGUAUCGGCAUGGUGAUGGACAUGAGAUCACUCACGGGUUCGAUGACAACGCCAAAGUGCUGGAGUAUAGAGCCAAAACAACAAAUGUUUCAGACUGUAUUGAUCUGUGUUUUUUUUCUUUUCUGUAAGCAGCUCAAUGGGAAUAACACUCUGGGAGAGAACAUUGCAGACAACGGUGGCAUUCGCCAGUCGUACCAGGUGUGGUGUGGAACACAUCGACCACAACAAGCUGUCAACUCCAUCAAAGUAGAAGUACACAGUCCAGGGAAGUUCAGGGUCCUGGGGUCUCUCCAGAACUUCCCAGAGUUUGCCAAGGCCUUCAACUGUCCCAAGAACAGCUACAUGGUGCCUGACAAUAUCUGCCGAGUCUGGUGAUACUGUAGUCUUGACACUAGCCUGCCCUGAGGCUGGUAGGGGGUGAGAAGUGGGCUUGUGUCCUCUUCCCCUUCCUAACCACCUCACCUUUCCCACUGACUGUUAGAGCACUAGUCUGGAACAGGGGUAUGUUCUAGUCCCAGUCCUGCAGGGUGGACCAGGACUGCUACACUGACUACAGAACAAACAGAUUCAAUGGACUACAGAGUGCUGUUCAUAGCCAGCUCCCAGACUCUUCACCAGAUCAGCCAGGUCAAUGCUUUCCACGGGAUACAGUCACGUCAAUUCACAAUCUUAUUUUUUUUUUUUUGUGUGUUUGAAAAUGUACUUUUCAAUUCUACUUUUUUUUCCCCCUGCUGCAUUUCAAUCAUGAUUAAUUAUUUUAUUUGUAUACAAAAUGUGAGACUAAUUUGAGCAUCUUGAACAACAGACAAAUAUCCACUUAUUCUAAACUGUAGCUCUGUUUGUCCAAAAUUCUAUUUGUUUUACACUGAGGUGGGCCUCAAUAUAAACCAAAAUGUACACUAUAUCAAUACAUUCUAGAUCAAUAUACGUUGACAGUAAUCAAUAGUCACACUAGGGGGAUUCUAUUCUAUUGUAUAUUUAAGAAAAUCACAUUUUUAUUUUACUGAAUAUACACCAAUGAGUAUAAUAAGCAUUUCAUAAAUGUUUUUCUGUAUAUGUUAAAUGUUUCUAAAUGGAUGCCAACUAUUUAUGUCUACAAGCAUUGCACCAAAAAUGUAAGUUGUUGCCUUGGAAUCAGUUGGGUGACUUAGCUGGUCAGGAAUUGACAUGCAUCAAACAUAUUUUUAUUUUACAGCAAGAAUGUGACCAUGAUUCAAACUGCUCUGUCCAGCAGAGGAGGCUGGUGGGAGGAGCUAUAGAAGGACGGUCUCAUUGUAAUGGCAUCAAUGGAAUGGUACCAAACACGUGGAAACAACACGUUUCACUCCGUUUCCAUUUUAUUCCAUUCCAACCAUUACAACUAGCCCGUCCUCUUAUAGCUCCUCCCACCAGCCUCCUCUGGUGUUCAGUAUGUGUGUGUUUUUGUAUUUUGGAUGUGUGAUUUUAUCCGGAUGUAACCACUACAUUUUUCAAAAAACUGAUGAAGCCUUGCAUGAACCAUGGUGCUACUGCUGUUUGUGUGUGUGUGUGUGUGGGGGGGCUGAGGAAGUCAGGUUUGUAGCUGGACCCCCCCCCCCCACACACACUGUUUACGCCAAAGAGUAUUAUUUUUUUUCACACACAGACACGGCAAACAAAACAUGUCCGUGUUGAUUUUCAUCAUUCGCACGGUGUCUUUAAGGUACAGAUUUACUAAGUGUUACGUUUUUGUCUCUUUAUUCCUUUCUGGGAGAAUAUUUGCGCCUGUUAAGGUGUUUGGUAAAUCCUGGUUUGAAACACACUCUCCUUUUAGAUUUUCUAUGUAAGGGGAAAUGAGGUUCAGUCCACAAUGUGUCAUGGGACUCAAAACAUACCAUUUCUCAACAAUGCCACCCGUUUAUGUUUCCAUGUCCAGUCACGCAGCUUUCUGUGUGUAUGUUCUCCCUCCUACACACACACACACACAACCAUCUCACCUGUAGAACGACAGACGGAUAUACCUCAGUUGCCUGUAUUUACAUACUUUGUAAUAAAAAAAAAUCACGAUGACAA
This is a messenger RNA of Salvelinus sp. IW2-2015, 3994 nucleotides long. NCBI's taxonomy places the organism in Eukaryota, Metazoa, Chordata, Actinopteri, Salmoniformes, Salmonidae. The record is from RefSeq and is a predicted model, not a curated record.